CAGCUUUUUGACAGCAAGGCACUAUGGGAUAGGAAAACUUGCUCUUCCCACAUUAAUAUUCCAAUGUCAUCUGUGAAGCCAUUUUCCUAGAAACUCAAGAAAUGAAUCACUGACGUUCAGGAUGUGUAAAUGAAAACGGAAAUGGACUGCCUUCAAGUUGAUCCCGACUUAUGGCGACCCUAUGAAUAGGGAUUUCAUGACAAGCCUGUUGCAGUUGUUGUUGCUACUGAGAGCAACAGCCAGUUGGUGCAGCCACUUGAGUCUCAGCUUGCUGAUCCUGAAGAGAUGAAACUGGAAAGUGAAGUUCACAAAGGAGGCCCUGUGGAUGAGGACAACAUGAAGCAGUGCCAGUUGCCAACAGCCACAUCUGCAGAACAGCAAGUACCAGCAAGAACAGCAAGUUUGGCUUUGAGAACGCUUGUACAUUUGUGAGCCAGAGUGGGAAAAAUGUCGUCGUAAAAUGCAGUUACUGCCUUCCAAGGAUCAAAACUCUAAGAUCAGCUAUUUCCUCUUCAUCCAAUGUGAAGAAAUAUUUAGAGAGCAUACACCCUGAGAAUCUGAGAGCAAUUGAAGACACAAUAAAGGCAAGGAGAUGUGGCCAUCCUGAACAAAUGCCUGAUGCCCCUCCUCCCAAAAUGCUGAAGCAGCAGCAGACAACCCUUGAGAGGUUGGGAUCUGGCAGAGAGGCUGUCACCCAGAGCAAUCUCAACAGGAAAAUCAUUGAUUUCAUUGUAGAGGAGACAUUACUGCUUCAGACUGUGGACAAACCAUCAUUCAUUAGUCUGGUUCACAUUGGACUUCCAAAAGAUCUCACGAUCAUAUGUGCUAAGACUCUGAGAGACAGAAUUGAGAAGACAGCAUGCCACAUGAGAGAAACACCUGCAAACCGAAUGAGUGCUGUGGCAUAUAUAGCAACCACUGCAGAUUGUUGGACCAAUGGCAAGAAGAGUUACUUUGGGGUAACAGCCCACUGGAUCAACCCAACUACCCUAAAACAUGAGGUCGGGGUCUUGGCUUGUAAGCAUCUGAAGGGGCGCCAUACAUACAAGGUCCUUGCAAAAGCACUGUAUGAUGUGCACGUGCAGUACAGGAUUCACAACAAAGUUAUGUGCACUACUACACACAAUGGCUCCAACUUUGUGAAAGCAUUCAGUUUUCAUGGCCAAAGAACCUGCAGAAGCUGCAGAUACCAGUGCAAAUGACAAUGAUGGUGAUAACAAGGAGGAGGAGGUUGAGGUAGUUUGUGCCUAUCUGUGAGAUCCUGGACACAGGACCUGAGGCAGAGGAAGAAGCUGCAGACUCAGGAGAUUUUGUUUUACCACCACAUCAGAGAUGUGCUAGCCACACCCUCAACCUGGUGGCAACACAAGACAUAGAGGCCAUGCUUUCUGACUCCUCCAAAAGUAGUCUUCUUGGUUCUUUCAGGAAACACUUUCAUUCCUUGAUGGGAAAGUGCAGCAAGUUGUGGUCCAAGCAGAACCAGUCAGCACAGAUUGCUGAGUACAUCUAUGUACAAUGUGGUGUGUAUCUGAAGGUACCGAACAAGACCAGGUGGAAUUCCACCUUUUAUGAGUUGAAGCAACUACAUGAGCUCCUGUCAACUGUGCCACUAAAAAUGAAUGCCAUAAUGGACCAGUGCUCCUUGUACAGGAUCACAACUGCUGAGACUGUAGUGGUGCAGGAAUAUACAGAGAUCAUGGGGCCACUAGCCCAGUCCCUAGACACCCUGCAACAGGAGAACGGCAUGUUCAUGGGGUAUUUGCUACCAAUGCUCUACAAUCUGGACCACAAGUUAGAUGAGCUGGAAAACAAACCUGUGAGGUACACAUACUGUUUUCAGCUGCUGAGAGGUGUGCAUGAAGCCCUAAGAAAGCAGUUUGCAGCUUUCUGGGAGGACAAGAGGCUUCUUCUGGCAGCCUGCCUACACCCUCGCUUCAAACUAGAGUGGCUGGAAUCGCGCCAGGCAACCACCCAUACCAACAAACACACAAUGGAAGCCUUGUUGAAAGCUGAAAUAAAGAUGGGUGCACUUAAUGAGGACCGUGAUCAAUCUUCAGACAAAGACCAGGAAGGAAAUGAUUUGGAAAAUGACUUCUUUAACAUUGAGCGCCAGUGGACACUGCUGAUGAGGAAUUGUUGAGGUACCUGAGGUCUCCCAGCAGGGCAGUGUCAUCACUCCAUGGCUUUCCACGUGUGUCGCAGUGCUUUUUGCAGCACGACACUGGCAUGUUUCAAGUGCCGCCACAUUAUGCCUGUUCAGUACUGAUGGGAACAUAAUGACUGUAAAAAGACAUCCCUUGUCUGACGUGCUCUUUGAGCAUCUUGUUCUUUUGAGACA
Messenger RNA from Rhineura floridana, 2338 nucleotides. RefSeq lists its product as uncharacterized. The coding region runs from base 1382 to 2140 and encodes 252 amino acids. The transcript is spliced from 5 exons. Lineage: Eukaryota; Metazoa; Chordata; Lepidosauria; Squamata; Rhineuridae. The record is from RefSeq and is a predicted model, not a curated record.